AUGCGUAUUAGAAGUAAUAUUUUUCCAUUAAAAGGCACACCGAAAAAUCUUAGAAGUACGGUCAUGCAUGCGCGAACUGAAUCAAGUGCUGUUGCAGAUGUGACAAAACAAAACAUUAAUGCUUCUUGUUCAAUCCAAGGCUUAUCGCAUGAGGAACAAAACGAAAUUUCUUCAUCGGAAGAUGAAUAUCGCUCCCACAUUUCAUCAGCAAGAUGUUCUGCUAGUAGUAUAACGACAAGUGGAGCUUUUCCAUCAUCUCAGUCAUUGACAUUUAGUCGACAAAGUUCUGGUCGGAAUUCAUCAGGAUACGAUCGAAAAUCAAAUAAAACUUCACCUAGGCGAAUGCUAACUUCAAGUUCAGAGCGUAAUUUCUCACGGGAUUCAUCGACCCGAUUAUCCAAUUAUUUUCGGAACAAUCAACCUGAACUUGCUCGUGGAUCUUCCGCUCGAAAUUCUGGUGUUUCCGAAGCUUCUUGUGACUCCGGUUUCCAUAAUUUAUAUGACAUUGACCUUGCAUCUGGAACUUCAAUAAACGCAUUGCUGUAUGAAUGUGGUUUUUGUGGGCAACCGGUCAUUCCAACGAAUUUUUAUCGAAACAAGGAGGGACGUUGGUCAGAUGGGCAUUUGACAUCGCGCAGAAGGAAAAAUAGGAAAGGUACAAGUUCACAUCGCGAUUCACUGCAACGGAUGACCCCUGUAUCUACAAAAGACAAACGUUCUUCACAUACACGAUCACGUCAAUCAUUGGCAGAAUUCACUUUGGCCAAUGAUAGAGCAACAAAAAAGACUUCAUCAUGUGAAAUAACUGAUAAUACAUCUGUUAAUUUACAAAAUAAAAUUGCCAAUUGCUCGAGUAUAAAAAAAUCACAGGAAGCGAAAACAGUUGUGGUUGAAGAAUGCAGUAUGACCAUUCCACCAUCAACAACUUAUCAGGAGAUCGUAAAAGAGGAACAUUUACUGAUAUCAUCAAAUGAUCAGAAGGCUGCAUGUGAUAAGGAAAAGACAAGUGAAAGGAAUAAUAAGCUGACAAAAGAAGCUUUUGAUGCUUCCGCAGAAGAAAGUUCUGAAGAACGAGAUGAAAAUAACGGGAAUAUUUUGGGUUCAUCGCUCGAUUCUUCAAGUGCCUCUUAUGUAAUUUUUCAUAGAUUUAAAAAUGCACAGAGCACAAAUGAUAGCGAAAGGUCAAGUUGUCUAUUGAUAACUUCCUCCUCAACAAUGGAAUCAUCAUUGGAACGAAGUUUAGAAAUGGCUGCCAUACAUUCCGAUGGUCUUUCUGACAAAGAACGACAAGUUCGCGCUGUCAAAAAUACAAUUCGAACACAUCGUAGGACAGCAAGUACACCGUUAUCAAUACCAUCUGCAGUUUGUGAAACAAGUUCAGAAAGCGAUGCAGAAGAGGUCGUAUACUGUUAG
Messenger RNA from Acanthocheilonema viteae, 1413 nucleotides. NCBI's taxonomy places the organism in Eukaryota, Metazoa, Nematoda, Chromadorea, Rhabditida, Onchocercidae. The record is from the annotation of a GenBank genome assembly.